AUGUCUGAGAGGAUAGUGUUUGUAUUGGAUGUGUCGAGAAGUAUGAAAGGGAUACCCAUUAAAACCCUACACUCCGAAACAGUGCGCUGUAUUAACCGCAUACAUGAUGGUAAUUAUGUGGGUAUUGUAUUGUUUGGCAAAACUGCGUGGACCGCAAAUGAAUUGACCAAGCUCACCAGUCAGUCCGUUAGACAAAGCAUUGUGACAGCCGUACCGGACAAUUACCAGGGAAGUUGGUACGAGGGAACUGAUAUCAGGGCCGGUGUUAUGGAGGGGUUAGUUGCGCUCAGUCGCGCCAAAAUUGAUACCAAUGGGGCUAAAAUAUUUUUGGUCACCGAUGGUCACCAUGAUGUGGGUAAUAAGGAUUAUGUGGGCGAUGUGUUACCGCAUUUGAUAAAAGCGCAGGUACAUGUAUAUUGUUUGGCAAUCGGUGAAAAAGCCGAUCCAAACCUGGAAAAGCUAUCUACUGAAACAGGGAGUCAGGUGUUUAGCUCCAGUCGAGUGGAUGCCGAGAGCCGCGAAAUAAUUGGUCGGGUAAUGGAGGCCGCGAUGAAAGAGGUUAUCACCAGUAAAGAGAUGGCAGAAGUGGUCACUCAUACUGUUGUCAAUGAAGUUGUGGUCAUAAAUGGCAACACAUAUGAGACUCGAGUGCCCAUUGAGGCCGAUAUCGGACGCAACACUCAAAUACAUGUCCGCUCCGAAGUUAUCAAAGACAUUGACGUAGACAUCAAUGGCCCGUCGGGUGCCGUCUAUAGCACUACAGGUGGCGGACAAAUAGCUAAGCGGUUGGACCUCCAAGAGUGCAGACUAUACUUGGAGUUGACUGAAUCGGGUCUCUGGACUAUAAAACUAACAAAACAAUCAUCAAGCACAAUUAGGGCCCAUUUAGUGGUUGAGAGCAACCCUAUUGGUGCUAAUGCUAUUGAAUUGCGGGUGUUUUUACGCGUACCAGAAAUAAACUGUCCACCGAUAAUAAUAUGCCGGCUGUGUAAAGGCAAUGACCCGAUUGUAGGCGCUAUAGUGACCGCAACAGUGGACAGACCGGGCGGUACUCAGACUGACUUCCCGUUAAACUUGUAUCACAACUCUGGCUAUUAUUACGCAUACUUUACUGAUUAUAGCGGCGCCGGCAGAUAUAAUGUUAGCGCACUGGCCGUUAAUGAUGUGACAACUACUUACCGAGGCACACCUACUGGUGCAUUCCAGCGCCAACGCGUGGCCAACUGUUUUUACGUGAGGGCCGACUCUAUGCCAACACAACCACCACCCGACGGCCACUUUAAUCAACUGUUGCUUAGCAACCAAUUUGGGUAUCACCAAAAUACACCGGUUGUUACGGCAGCUCCCGGUCCAGUACGGCAACCACAACCGACACCAGAGCGCAAAAGUAUACCCCUAUUGAGCGACCAAAUGAAAGCACUUAAGGCUCGGCUGUCAGCCAAUUAUAUACGGACUAAGCGGGCGGUCGACGGCCUACAGGUGCCCGUCGGGGGAAAGACUGACCUGAUUAACAAAUUUGCUGCUUUUGAGCACUUUUUCUCCUCUAUCCGCGAGACGUCCGCUGAAGAGAUCGAUGGCUAUCAGCGCCGGUUGGAUGAGAUUAAUGAGCAAGUAACUUUGAGAAAAUAA
Molecule: messenger RNA, 1629 nt
Organism: Medioppia subpectinata
Lineage: Eukaryota; Metazoa; Arthropoda; Arachnida; Sarcoptiformes; Oppiidae
Source: the annotation of a GenBank genome assembly